AUGGAAAAAUUAAUACCAUUCAUUAAUGAUCUGCACGUAUAGAAUUAAUAAUACCUUUCCUCUAGGAUAUACUGAGUUAAGCAGGAUUGAGCAGUGAAUUGAAUUUACCAUCAAUAGUUGUUAUUGGGUCUUAAUCAGUUGGAAAAUCAUCUCUUCUUGAAAGUAUUGUAGGUAGAGAGUUUUUGCCAAGAGGAAAAGGAAUAGUGACAAGAAGACCUAUAGAGAUUUAAUUACAUUAGGUUUUGGAUGCAGAAUAGGGAUGGUUUGAAUUUAUGGAUAAGAAAGGAGAGAAAAUAUUUGAAUCAGAAGAUAUUAGGAAAUUAAUAGAGUCAGAGACUGAUAAAGUGGCAGGAAAAAAUAAAGGAAUUUCACCUGUUCCUAUUAAAGUGAAAUAUUUUUCAAAAGAUAUUCUUGAUCUUUAAUUAAUUGAUUUACCUGGUAUAACAAAGAAUCCUGUUGGUGAUCAACCAUAGGAUAUAGAAUAAAAAGUAUUAGAUAUUGUAAUGCCAUUUAUAAAAAAUUAAAAUAGUUUGAUAUUGGCAGUGUCUAAAGCAUCUGAUGACUUAGCAACAUCAGAUGGAUUGAAAUUAGCAAGAAGUGUUGAUCCUAAUGGUAUACGUACUAUUGGAGUAAUUACUUAAUUGGAUUUGAUGGAUGAAGGAUCAGAUGCUUUAAAUGAUUUGCUUAAUUAAACAUAUCCAUUAUAAUUAGGAUAUGUUGGAGUUAUAAUGAGAGGAUAGAAGGACAUACAGAAGAAUAAGACAAUAAUUGAAUAACUUAAAGAUGAGAAGACAUUUUUUGAAAAUCAUAAGUUAUAUAAAAAGUAUUCUGAGAAAAUGGGUGUUAACUUUUUAGUAAAAACUUUGAAUAUGAAUUUUAUUUAACAUAUAAAGAAAGCAUUGCCAAUAAUUAGAGAAACUAUAAUAAGUUUAGUUUAAAUAAAAGAAUUUGAUUUAAAAUAGUAUGGAGAUUAUGAUAAUUUGGAAACUAAAGAGAAUAAGAAUUUACUUGUUUUAACUUUAAUAUCUAAAUUCUCUAGUUCCUAUAAGGAUAUGUUAGAAGGAAGAUGUUUAGAUAUAACAAGUAAGGAAUUAAUUGGUGGAUCAAGAAUUAUUUAUGUUUUCAAUGAAACUUUUAGAAGAACUAUUUAGAGAAUGAAUCCAUUUGAUGUAUUAAGUGAUGAUGAAAUAAGAACUGCAAUAAAGAAUGCUAAUGGAAUUAGACCAACAUUAUUUGUUCCUGAAGGAGCAUUUGAAUUAUUAGUAAGAUAAUAGAUUUCUAGAUUGAGAAUGCCUUCAAUUGAAUGUUCUCAUAUAGUAUUUGAAGAAUUAAGGAGAGUAGUAAAUUAAAUUUCUAUUCCAGAAAUAGAUAGAUUUGAUACACUUGCUAAUAGAAUUUCAGAAGUAAUUGAAAAUCUAUUAAACAAAUGUUUAAGAUAAACUGAAGAAAUUAUAUCAAAUUUAAUUGAUAUUGAAUUAGGAUACAUAAAUACAAGUCAUCCAGAUUUUGUUUCAGGUAUGGAUAUGGUUCAUAAAGAUGAACAAAGAUAAUAAACAUAAGUGUAAUAAUAGAAAGAGAAAUCUCCUGUUUAGAGUGAAAAUGAAUCAAAUAGAUUCUUCAAUUUUUGGCCAUUCAAAAAUAAUAAAUAGACAGAAUUAUAUGAUAGUAAAUUGGAUAAUUUAAAUAAAAAGAGAAAAUCAAAUAUUAAUAAUCAAAAAUAAUAAAAAUUAUAAUAAAUAGAGGAAAGUUAGAUAUUGUAAUAAUAAUCAGUGAUUAAUAAGAUUGUAUCUGUAAAUUAAUAGUAUUUUGUUAAUGAUCCAAAAAGACAAUUACCUUAAGUUCCAAAUACAAUUAAGAUAACUGAUAGACCAUCUAAAAGAGAAUAAACAGAGAUGGAUAUGAUAAAAGAUUUAUUGGUUUCAUAUUUUAAUUUGGUUAAGAAGAAUAUUUGUGAUUCAGUUCCAAAGACUAUAAUUACAUUUUUAGUAAAUUAAUCUAGAAAUUUUUGUGAAAGAGAAUUGAUUGGAAUGUUAUAUAAAUAAGAAUUAGUAGAUGAAUUAUUAUAAGAGAAUCAAUUUAUACAAAAAUCAAGAGCAGAAACAAAAUAAUCUUUGAUUAGUUUAAGAACAUGUUUGAAUUUGUUGAAUGAUUUAGAUUCUAAAUUCUGA
Paramecium primaurelia is the source of this 2168-nucleotide messenger RNA. The record is from the annotation of a GenBank genome assembly. Lineage: Eukaryota; Ciliophora; Oligohymenophorea; Peniculida; Parameciidae.